Molecule: messenger RNA, 2285 nt
Organism: Pelodiscus sinensis (Chinese soft-shelled turtle)
Lineage: Eukaryota; Metazoa; Chordata; Testudines; Trionychidae
Source: RefSeq, a predicted model, not a curated record
AUGGAGCUGUUUUGGAGCCCAGAGGUCACUUCAAAGUGCCGGGCCCAUUUCUUGGGAGAGAACGAUCUGGUGAGGAAAUCCCAGAACCAGAGUCUGGACACAGCUCACGGCUCAUCCCCAGAGGAUGCCGCCUACUGCACUUUACUGAAAUCCACCUUCAGAGCCUUGGCAGAGCCCUGUGAAGAGAAGAACUCAGCGGUGUGUCUGGAGAAAGCCGCUGGGGGAUUUGCCUCCAUCCUGAAGCAGACGUCCUCCUGGUCCAACCUGAGCACGGAGCAGCUCUCCAUUUUGGCCACCAUCAUCCUGCACAAUGUGGAGAGGAUUGUGAUGGACGUCGUCACCAACCCCACCGAGAACGGGAACCUGACCCUCCGCACGGAGCAGCUGGAUGUCCAGACCAAAGUCAUCAGUGACGGCUGCAGCAGGGAGGACUCUGUCGUCAGCCUGGGAGCCAAAGGGGAGAUCAUGGAGAUUGGCUGCAAAACGGUUCAGGGAUCAACGGCGAAAGGCGCGGCUGGAGUGGUGUUUGCCUCCUACGUGGGCAUGGAAACCAUCAUGAACGGAAGUUUCUUCCAAGACCAGAAGGCCGCUUCUAGCCACGCCAUCCGGAUGAUUUCCAGGGUGGUGAGUGCCUGGCUGACCAGCCAGACCAAGACCAACUUCACAGAUCCAGUGAACUACACCUUCCAGCACAUCAUGCCACACAACCCCUCCGAGAAGCCCACCUGUGUCUCAUGGGAAACCACGGCCCAGAAUGGCAGUUGGUCUCCGGCAGGGUGCAGGGUCCUGCGCUCCAACGCCACCCACACCACGUGCAGCUGCGACCACGUCUCCAGCCUGGCCGUCCUCAUGGCAUGGGGGGAGUAAGAGUAACAGGGUAACUCUGCAGUGAGGAUGCCCGGCUCCCCCCAGGGCUUACAACACGAGGCUGCGGGCUUUGCUGGGCGGAGCCGGGCAUCUUCUCGGCAGAGUUCGAAGGAGGCCAACGAGGUACCCGAGUGGAUACAAAUCAAUGAUUUAAAAUAAAAAUUAAAACUCAGAUUUUAUAACUUUUUUAAAAAUCAGCAAGAAAAUACUAACUUUUGCGUUAAAAAAGAACAGUUCCGUGAAAUCUGGCCACAAACAUGCUACACCUACUUACAGUCUCAUAAAAUCGAUUUAGUGGCUCGAGUCUGUCCAGCCAAACAACCAGCUCUGGCGUCUCAAAAAUUCUGGGAUUUCAGUUUCUGUUUCUCAGCAGGCUAAAGUAACAUGGAAAGACACCCAGAGACCGGAAAGGACCGGGUUUGUUCUGUGUGUAUGGCAGGGCUGACCCUACCACGAGGCGAACUGAGGCAGCCGCUUCAGGUGCCAGACUGUGGGAGGGCACCAAUAGGACCCAGAGGGUAGAAAAUUGUGUCUGCUCCUGGGGCACAUGUAGGUAACAGAGCAGUUCCAUGAGAGGAGUAGAACAGGAAGAAGGCAGAAUUGAGACCUUUCAAAGUUUUGGCCCAAGCUAGGGGCGUCAUUUGAGUUCCCCGCCUCAGAUGCCAAAAUGUUGUGGGCCAGCCCUGGCGUUUGGGGUGGGGAACCUGGGCCAAGCGUGGCAGAAUUGGUUCAAACAGUGUCUAAUGACAGCGAGAUGAUAUAUAGGAAAGGACGGAGCCAGAGUAGAAAGGAGCAGUGGAGUGAGCUGGAAAGGAAAAGGGAAGAGAUUAUUCAGCACACAGAUUCCUAGAUUCCUUACACUUUUGCCACAGAGAAAUUGUCCUGGCUUCUGGGUGUAAACGGGGGCCCUAUCUGGGAAUAUUUUGAAGAACGUUGUUCCCUGGGUGAAAAAGAAAAACAUGUCAAGUGUCAGCAGAGCAAGAAGAAAAUUCAGGGCCUAGCUGCUAGAAUGAAACAUCAGAAGGAAAACGGCUUAUUGGGAGAAAAUGAUGUGGAUGAAGACGUGCGAAUGUCUGAAGAACCAUGUGGCUCAACUUUGCACGGCCUCGUGCUUCCAGCCUCUCUCUCGGCCUUUUAGCAGCAGUGUGAUGUGUCGAGUUAAUUCCCAAGCUGGUUGCUAUGUUGGAGGCUGCUAGGAAAAUUGUUGAGCUUAGCUAAUCCUUAUGGCUUGUUUAAUUAAUUAACUAGGGUUAGACACUUAUCGCCCAAGUAUAGCGCACGGCACUGUUUCCCAAACGGUGUUCCACAGCACUCCAGGCUUCCGCAAAGUGAAAAUAUGGGGUUCUGCAAGAAAAUUCCAUUACAAUAACAUUUUGGCUAUGUCCAGACUGCAUCCCUUUUCCGUAAAAGGGAUGCAA